AUGACAGUUGGCAAGCUCGAUGCCCGCCAGAGCAGACUGGUUCAGAUAGUGAAGAACACUCGUCUGCAGGCGAAGAAAAAGUCGGAUGUGGAGCUCAGGAAGCUGAAGGGCGCAGCCGUGAAGGUUUUAUGCCACGUCAGGCGUUCCAAGAAGUUGAGGCCCGAGCAGCUGUUCGACCUCAUGGACGGGAACAGCGAUGACCAGCUGGACGAGAAGGAGUUUGUUGCAUUCUUCAAGACUGCGGACACAGAUGUGAAGACUCUAGAGGUCGUGAUCACCACCAAGGAGGUCCCGAUAGAGGAUGAGCCCGCGCCCGUUGCGGAAGCAUCGGCCGAGGUGGCCGCAACGCCAGAGGGUCCGACUGCCUCGGAGGGCGCACCACCGGCUUCAGAGGCGGCGCCGGAGGCAUCCAGCGAAGCCGUGCCCGACGCCGAGAAGCCCGCCGGUGACAGCCCUGCCGACGCCGCCCCGACGGGCGGCACUCCCGGAGAGGGCACCCCCGGCGAUGGCACCUCUGCCGACGACGUGGCCACCGAGGGCGCCCCCGCCGAGGGCUGCGGCAGCGGCGAGAUGGCCCCAGCGGCGCCGAAGGGGGAGAUCGUUGUUCACGAUCCCGAGGCUGCCAGGCAGCUGGACGAGGAGCUGAAGAAGUUUGCUGCCAACGGGCGCGCGCCUCCCGCGGCGAGGAAGUUCAGGACGGUCCAGGAGGCGAAGGUCGUCGAGCGCGGCGAGACGGUGGAGCUCCCCCCCGCGGAGCUCCCCAGGCUGUUCCAGCACAUCCUCGAGGAGGGCUCCGCUGCGAUCUCGCGGGAGGCCCUGGCCCGACUGGUGCAGGUGUGCUAUACCGUGCUGCGGCCGCCGGGCGAGGGCUCCGGCUGGGAGGGGCGCCCGCCGCUGGUGGGGGAGGUGGUCGAGGUGCUGCAGGGGCCCGAGAUGGAUAGCACGACCGGGGAGCUGCGCGUCCAGGCCAAGUCCCUGGUGGACGACGCCGAGGGCUGGCUGACGGUGGUGGGGAGUGACGGCAGCGCGUUCCUGAAGGAGGGCGGCCGGCGCCUCCGGACGCUGAGGGCCGCGCCGCUCACUGGCUCCCUCGCGCCCGGGGGCGAGGUGCUCAGGAAUCUGUACGCGGGGGAGCUGCUGUCCGUGGAGGAGUGGCCGACCAGGGACGAGGCGUCGGGCAGCAUGCGCGCGAAGGUGAGGACCCUGAUGUUCGGCGCCGCGGAGGGCUUCGUGACCACCUGCGACGACACGGGUGCCUGGCUCGCUGAGGGGGUCGCCUAG
Messenger RNA from Prorocentrum cordatum, 1281 nucleotides. Lineage: Eukaryota; Dinophyceae; Prorocentrales; Prorocentraceae. The record is from the annotation of a GenBank genome assembly.